CAUGCUGAGGUCCCGGCAGCUGUUCCAGCAGCGACAGCGGCUCCAGCAGCAGCGGCGGCGGCGGCGGCGGCGACAGCGCACGGCUCCGGCUGGGAAGGCGCCCGGCGCCCAUGCCUCCGGCCCAGCGCUUCGGCUGUCCUGACCUGGCUGCGACCUCCCUCCGCGCGCCCCGCCGCCCGGGCCUCUGGGGGGUUCCCCAACCGCGGCCCAACUCCGCCACACCCCCUCCCCCGGCCUCCGCAGCUCGGCAUGGGCGCGGGGGCGCUCGCCCUGGGCGCCUCCGAGCCCUGCAACCUGUCAACCGCCGCGCCGCUCCCCGACGGCGCGGCCACGGCGGCGCGGCUGCUAGUGCCCGCGCUGCCGCCCGCCUCGCUGCUGACCCCCGCCAGCGAGGGAUCCGCGCCGCUGUCGCAGCAGUGGACGGCCGGCAUGGGCCUGCUGAUGGCGCUCAUCGUGCUGCUCAUCGUGGCGGGCAACGUGCUCGUGAUCGUGUCCAUCGCCAAGACGCCGCGUCUGCAGACGCUCACCAACCUCUUCAUCAUGUCCCUGGCCAGCGCUGACCUGGUCAUGGGGCUGCUGGUGGUGCCGUUCGGGGCCACCAUCGUGGUGUGGGGCCGCUGGGAGUACGGCUCCUUCUUCUGCGAGCUCUGGACCUCGGUGGACGUGCUGUGCGUGACGGCCAGCAUCGAGACCCUGUGUGUCAUCGCCCUGGACCGCUAUCUCGCCAUCACAUCGCCCUUCCGCUACCAGAGCCUGCUGACCCGCGCGCGGGCGCGGGCCCUCGUGUGCACCGUGUGGGCCAUCUCGGCCCUGGUGUCCUUCCUGCCCAUACUCAUGCACUGGUGGCGGGCUGAGGGCGACGAGGCGCGCCGCUGCUACAACGACCCCAAGUGCUGCGAUUUCGUCACCAACCGGGCCUACGCCAUAGCCUCGUCCGUCGUCUCCUUCUACGUGCCCCUGUGCAUCAUGGCCUUCGUGUACUUGCGGGUGUUCCGCGAGGCCCAGAAGCAGGUGAAGAAGAUCGACAGCUGCGAGCGCCGCUUCCUCAGCGGCCCCACGCGGCCGCCCUCGCCCUCGCCCGCGUCCUCGCCCGCGCCCCCGCUCCCGACCGCCGCCGCCUCCCCGGUGGCCAACGGGCGCGCCAGCAAGCGGCGCCCCUCGCGCCUCGUGGCCCUUCGCGAGCAGAAGGCGCUCAAGACGCUGGGCAUCAUCAUGGGCGUGUUCACGCUCUGCUGGCUGCCCUUCUUCCUGGCCAACGUGGUGAAGGCUUUCCACCGCGACCUGGUGCCCGACAGCCUCUUCGUCUUCUUCAACUGGCUGGGCUACGCCAACUCGGCCUUCAACCCCAUCAUCUACUGCCGCAGCCCCGACUUCCGCAAGGCCUUCCAGCGCCUGCUCUGCUGCGCGCGCCGGGCCGCCCGCGGGAGCCACGCGGCCGCCGGGGACCCGCCGCGCGCCUCGGGCUGCCUGGCGGUGGCCCGGCCGUCGCCGUCGCCCGGGGCCGCCUCAGACGACGACGACGACGACGACGUCGGGACCUCGCCGCCCGCGCGCCUGCUGGAGCCCUGGGCCGACUACAACGGUGGGGCGGCGGCCGACAGCGACUCGAGCCCGGACGAGCCGAGCCGCCCGGGCUGUGCCUCGGAAUCCAAGGUGUAGGGCCGGGCGCCCUCCCCGCCUCCCCGCCUCCCCAGCCCGGGCGCAGGCUCUGCGCCCCGGGAGGAAGAGAACCCGGGCGUCCCUGAAUGGCUUCCUGGGGGAAGAGGAGAUCUGUGUUUACUCAAGACCGAAAGCAGGUGAAUUCGAAGCCCGCAAACCUCGUCUGCAUCGUCCAAGGCAAACAGAAAAGCCACAGACAGUGUUGCACAGAAAGGAAGGUUUGGGGAGGGGUGGGAGAGCGGCUUGCUGAUUUUUGUUGGGUUCUUUUUAAUCUUUGUGGUCCGGCCUUCUUUUGUGGGUGCGUGUGAUACGUCUUUAGAUUUUUUUUUUCUCCCAGGUGGUUUUUUAACACUCUCUGCGAUGACCGGGAAGGGAAGGGAGAAGCGUUAGGAGAUAAGUCUCUGACUUGGCUUCUAUCCCGUUCUCGGGAACAGGAGCGGUCAACCGGAGAAAGAGGAGAGGACGACAGUUGAUGAGGACGUGUUUCCUUUGCCUUCCGUUGAAAUUUCAUUUGAAUUGCUGAGUAAUGAUUUCUCCUGUUCUUAAAGCAGAGGGAAAGGAUGGAUGCAAAAAUCGCGUUUCAGGAAAUUUUAAGCUAUUCUUGGAACAAGCCUCACCUUGCUUUCCUUUUGUAGGGCAAGCCGGCUGUCCCGGAGAGCCUCGGUGGUCAGGCCGAGGGGUUCCUACCUCACACUGUGCACAUUGCACAGCAAGAUAGAAAGACUUGUUUAUAUUAAACAGCUUAUUUAUGUAUCAAUAUUAGUUGGAAGGACCAGGCGCUGAGCCUCUGUGACGUGUGACUCUGUCCGUUGAAGACAGGACAGAAAAAGAAAAGAAGAAGAGGAAACAGUUCAGAUUACUGCACAUGUGGGUAAAAACGAAAAGCAGAACAAAACAAAAAGGCGUGAUUCAAAGUGGCAUUUUUGCACAGUAUUAGGAACUGUAAAGUCCGCUGAAGAUGUUACUUGCACAAAAAGAAAUUGAAUAUUUUUUAACGGGGGUGGGGUGAGGUAGGGGCAGAUCUUAAAAACUAAAAUAAAACUCAAACUCUGCUUCUGUUGUCUAUUAUGUUACUGAGCUAAUGAUUUAUUGGAAAAAUACCUUUUUAUACUCUUUUAUCAUGGUACUGUAACUGUAUCCAUAUUAUAAAUAUAAUUAUCUUAAGGAUUUUUUUAUUAUUUUUUUAUGUCCAAGGGCCCACGUGAAUCUGCUGGUAAUAUUUAGCACUUGUGUGUAAAUACUAUUUCCUCUCUGUGUUUUGCCAAGUAUUUAUACUCUGGUGCAACUAACUACUAUGUGAGGAAUUGAUCCAUGUGCAAUAAAUACCAAUAAAGCACAAAAAAGAUUAUGUACUGUGUGUCUGUAAGGGCUCAGUGAUAAUGGAAAAGACAGUUUGUUUUGUUCAAAAUAUAGGCUGGAUUUCCCAUAGAGCUCUUUUAAUAGCUUUUCAUGACUCAAUAGCAUAGCAAAAUGCCUCUAGACCAAAUAAGGCGUGCACCUACUGAGAGCUGCAUGCUUGCCCUAAAUUUUCACAGCCAGAUUCAGAGUAUUCUAGACUACUUGUAGGUGUUUUCAAGAUCCCAUCUGCCGUACUUGCCUUAAGAAGUAAUAUUUGGGAUUGUGCAUCUUCUAAGAAAAAAUGAUUGAGUCAGGUAACUCAGCUGCAACUUUGCACAGAAAUGCAGGAAAGAAGACUAAGUCGUGGAACCGGCAUUGCCUACUUGGAAUUCGGUAAGUGGCAUCCACGGCUGGUUUUUGUUUUCCAACAGAAAAUCAAAAUCACAGUGUGUGCAGAUUUCUCCAGUGGCUGUUUAGAAAGCAAAAUGCUUUCAUGGUUAAGCAAAAAUUUAUAAAAGAGCACUUAAGUAAAUUUUUUUUUCUCUUGUGUAAUUAAGUAGACCAUUUCAGCAGAAGUUAGACCAUUUCAGCAGAAGUUCUGGGUGGACAGGUAACAGGUAAAAGUAAAUGUGAAGUUUCCAAAUUUCCUAACAAGAGUAUGACACCCCCCAAUGGAUAGGAUAGUUUUCCUAAAGUUAGUUCCUAAGGAAAAUAUAGUGAAAUUCUAUCUUGGGAUUAAUUCUACAUUCUCCAAAAUAAGUUUAAGUAUUUCUCUUUCUUUGUAUUUUUAAACAAGCUUUUCAUUUCAUGAUGGUACAGUAAAGAAACCAAUGUGAAGAGUAUAAAGUUUUGGCUUAUACCGAGGUUGAACAUGAACAAACUCUUCGCUACCAAGGAAAGUCAAGACCGAUUAUCCUUUUUUUUUUUUUUUUUUGGCAAUGCGAUAUUCUAAAAACCAGGAAAGACGAGAGUCUUCUGAGAAAGAUUAAUGUUGCCGAUGUUUUAGAGACCAGCAGAAGGUUGCAUGAACAGUAGCAGUUUCAACAAAAGCUGCUGUGAAGUUUAACCCCUUUGUCCAGCAAAGAAAAAAGUGGAGAGGUGGGAGAUAGCAAAAGUUAUUUAAAAAUACAGAUACAUACCUAAAGAAACUCAUUUUGGAGAAUGUAAAAAUUCCAGGAUGAAAUCUCACUAUCCUUUCCCCUAGGAACAAAUACAGUCCAUUUCUAUCCUCCCUUCCCCCUCCUGAAUAUGUAAGUUGCAUUUUGUUAGGGGUUUUGUUCCUCUUCGUUUUUAAAUCAUACUAGAAAAUUAACAGACUUAAUGUCUACAGUUUCAUCUGAAGAGCACUCAAGUACCAGGUAAUGCUUCACUUUCCUAUUUUGUCUAGCUAAGUCUUUACACUUAAAUAAAAAGAAAUUUUCCCAGACCCAAACUUACAUAUAGACCCAUCAAACCUUAGGUCUCAAAAUCAUGAAAGUCCUAUAAACUUUAAUAACAAAUAUAUAUAAUUUAACUGCUUAGUAGACAGGUCUGAACUCUUUAGUGAAUUAGAGGAAACCACUAUAAUCUUGGGGCCAGUUUAUAUGUAUUUGUAGGAAAUAGAAAAAAAGAGUUUUCUGUGAUCUCUUGAGUUCUCUAACUGAGGGUUACGGGGAUUCAGAAACAGACCUUGUCAGUGAUUCCUACUACCCAGGAAAACUGCUUUUCGUUGUUUUGAAGAAGACAUUGAUCUAUAAUAGAAAUGUAGGAAUCUGAGCUGCCAAUCCCAAUAGCUACAUCAGUGGGAGGAGAAAACUGCCAAUCCUGUUUAAUCUGGUGAGAUAAUGCACAGUAGAAGUGACAGGAGGAGGGCAGUGAGUAUGCAGAAAAUCAACCUUACCUCGCGGGUUUGUGUGUAACAGUACCAAAGGCAUAAGCCUUAAAAUUAAAACAGUGAACAUAUGACCAAGAGUCACUUAUUUGCUACAUUUGAAAUUAUGUUUCAGUUGCACGCUGUAAAGUUCUCUAUGUGUAACAAGAUAUUCCAGCAUCCAUAAUUCUCCCUCCAGUGUAGGAAUCUAUAAUUGGUAUAGAAGAUAGCUUCAUCGCUUGGUGAACUUGGCAAUGUAAAACUUUGUAAAUAGAGCUCAUUUUUUCUAUCCAGGCUUUCUUUGGAACUGGAAUUAUUAAUAACCUCUAACUGGCUAUUGUGAAACCUUUCCUUGUUAAGCACAUUUUCCUAAUUUCGCAUUUUGUUGAGCGUGCUGACUUCCUCUGGCAAUAUGUAAAAUUGCCAGACGGAAAUUCUGCACUCGAAGUCUCAGGAUGAUAUUAGCAUUCAAGUUUUUAGCAAGAGCUUCUAAGCAAGGGUCAAAAGGAAAAUUAUUAAGUUUUACUGCCAUUUGUGAAAGGCUUAAAAAAAUUUUUUAACAAAGCAGGACCCAUCAGUUCUUUGGAAGGAAAAAAAUUUAAAACCUUAGCCGUAAUUCAAAUUAAACACAUUGGCACAGAUAAUUUAGUUUUAUUUGUACAUUUCUGGCAUUAUGUGCUGAGAAAUACUAAUUCUUUUGACUCCCUGCCAAUUUGCUACUAAUCAAAAUGGAGAAGAUAUGCACUGUUUGGAUUAUACCUAAAAAUAGUUGUACUACAGUCACAUCAGCAAAUGGAAUUAAUUUCUCUUUCUUCUCCUUCACACACACCCUCCACAUUAUUUAAAUUUCCAUCUAGAAUAUUGCUUGUGAAUCUCAUAAUUUGUGAUUCAAUGUGUCCCAGAGUGCACUGCUACAUUGCAAUUAUUUUAAAGCAAAUUCUAGGGGUGGGAUA
Messenger RNA from Orcinus orca (killer whale), 5799 nucleotides. It is a transcript of the gene ADRB1, whose product is annotated as adrenoceptor beta 1. The record is from RefSeq and is a predicted model, not a curated record. Gene Ontology annotation, biological process: positive regulation of heart rate by epinephrine-norepinephrine; norepinephrine-epinephrine-mediated vasodilation involved in regulation of systemic arterial blood pressure; adenylate cyclase-activating adrenergic receptor signaling pathway. Lineage: Eukaryota; Metazoa; Chordata; Mammalia; Artiodactyla; Delphinidae. Gene Ontology annotation, molecular function: beta1-adrenergic receptor activity. Bases 250 to 1659 code for a protein of 469 amino acids. Gene Ontology annotation, cellular component: membrane. The transcript has a single exon.